This is a messenger RNA of Cottoperca gobio, 3360 nucleotides long. It is a transcript of the gene adra2a, whose product is annotated as adrenoceptor alpha 2A. Bases 475 to 1770 code for a protein of 431 amino acids. Gene Ontology annotation, molecular function: alpha2-adrenergic receptor activity; epinephrine binding. Gene Ontology annotation, cellular component: plasma membrane. The transcript is spliced from 2 exons. The record is from RefSeq and is a predicted model, not a curated record. Gene Ontology annotation, biological process: G protein-coupled receptor signaling pathway. NCBI's taxonomy places the organism in Eukaryota, Metazoa, Chordata, Actinopteri, Perciformes, Bovichtidae.
UCCACACACAGACAGCAGCACGGCAGCGCCCGGCCGGGAUAACAUGAUUAGCUCUCUAUUAGGUCCGCCGCUGAGCACCACUAGAUGCAGCACAGGGAUCAUUGUGUGGGGAGAGAGAGAGGAGACACGGAGGGAAGAAGACUUCACCAACACUCAUGGAUCUCCUUUGCUUACUAUUGAUCUGCUUAAAGAAGUUACCCGCUGUCAGCUUUUUUAAUGCCCGUGCGUCUCUGGCACUGGAGAGCUUGUGUCACUGCUUUCUGCCUCAGAUGAACUGACAGCCUCAUGAAUACUAAGCGCUUCUCCUUGAGGAGCGUGUACAUGAUGAAAGAGACACAUCCAGGAAAGCCUCAGAGGAGUGAUUCAGUUCCUUCCUUUCUCAGCCCUGCUGCGAGCUACUAGCUCCGUCCUUCCUGGUGAUGAUAUUUGCUAACCUCAGGUGAACUCACACAGGAAGUGGGCCAAUCUGCUCCGAUGGGGUUUGACAACGACACCAACCAGACUCUCCCAGCCGUCGCCCCGUACAGCCUGCGGAUCUCGCUGCCACUCACGGUGUUGGUGGGGAUCAUGAUCCUGCUUACAGUGUUUGGCAACGUGCUGGUGGUCAUAGCUGUGUUUACAAGCCGGGCCCUGAGGGCGCCACAGAACUUAUUCUUGGUGUCUCUGGCGUCGGCGGACAUUUUGGUGGCUACCCUCGUGAUGCCUUUCUCCUUGGCCAAUGAGCUCAUGGGAUACUGGUACUUUGGCGAGGUGUGGUGUGAGAUAUAUCUGGCGCUUGAUGUGCUUUUCUGCACCGCCUCCAUCGCCCACCUCUGUGCCAUCAGCUUAGACCGCUACUGGUCCAUCACACAGGCCAUCGAGUAUAACUUGAAGAGGACGCCGCGACGCAUCAAGUGCAUCAUCUUCAUCGUGUGGGUCAUCGCGGCGGUUAUCUCCUUCCCUCCUCUCAUCACCAUGGAGAAAGAAAACAGUGAGGAGUACCCUGUGUGUAAGAUCAAUGACGAUAAGUGGUACGUCAUCUCCUCCUGCAUCGGCUCCUUCUUCCUCCCCUGCGUCAUCAUGGUCCUGGUCUACGUGCGGAUCUACCAGAUCGCCAAAAAGAGGACGCGGGCGCCACCAGGAGACCGGAAAAUGAAGGAGAUCUCAAAGACGGCCACCGUCGCUGCCGCCAACCAGAAGGCGAACGGUGUUGGGGCAGGUGACACCGAGGAGCGCCUCUGCCACGAGAAGCUGAACGGCGAGCGGGAAAUCGAGCUGAAGGAGGGAGUGGGAGGAGAAGGAGGAGAAGGAGGAGAAGGAGGAGAAGGAGGAGCAGAUGAGGAGAAGGGCGAGGUCAACGGGGUGGACCUUGAGGAGUCGUCCUCGUCUGACCACAAAAUGAAAAAUCCCUGCUCGAUCAAGAAGAAAGCAUCCAAGGGGAAAACCAAACUGAGCCAAAUCAAACCGGGGGACGAUGGCGUCCAAAAGCGGGCGGCGAGCACCAAGGGCAGCCGCUGGAAGGGCCGACAGAACCGGGAGAAACGCUUCACCUUCGUCCUGGCCGUGGUCAUCGGAGGGUUUGUCAUCUGCUGGUUUCCCUUUUUCUUUACAUACAUGCUGAAGACGCUGUGCGACUCCUGCACGGUGCCCCACACGCUGUUCAAGUUCUUCUUCUGGUUUGGCUAUUGCAACAGUGCGCUGAACCCCAUCAUUUAUACGAUCUUCAACAACGACUUUAGGAGGUCGUUCAAAAAGAUACUGUGCAGAAGGGACACUAGAAGAUAUGUAUGAUGGACUCCAUCUUUAUGUACAUACUUUUUUUUGUAUUACUAUAUUGUACAUAACUCAUAAAAUGCAUAGACCAUUGUGCAUGGGUCACAGGCUUGUACGCUCUAGGUGUAACUGCUUGGAAAGUCUUUCCAGCAUCUUUUCAAAACAUCCACCGCCCACAGCUUCAACACUGAUCACACAGAGAGGUCAAGACAGAACAGAUCACUACAGUGAAACCAUGUUUUUAUCGUAAAUGUUAUUUUUAUUUUUAUAAAUGAAACCAACAUAGUGAAGUCAUGAUAUGUGUUGUACUUUACGACCUGUCUGGAUAUUUGUCUUUAUUUUCCUUGUUAUGGAUACAGUAUUGUGCCAUUUUGUAUGAUAUGAUGAUAACGACAGCGACAAUGGUUCAGAUGAUGAUGAUGAUGAUGAUGAUGAUGAUGAUGAUGAUGAUGACAAAGGGUAGGAUAAAUGCGGGCUCUUUAAAGAAUAAAACCCAUUUCCUGAACUGGUCUCAAGGCUCCACAGCCAAUUAAAGCAUCAGCUUGGUGACGUUAUCCCAGUCUGUUACACUGUGUUGACACACACUUACACACGCACACACACGCACACACACACACACACACACACACACACACACGCACGCGCACACACACACACACACACACACACACACACACACACACACACACACACACACACACACACACGCACACACACACACACACACACACGCACACAUGUGAAGGUGUGAAAGCCUUGAUACCAGGAGGGCAAACCCACACGUCUUCUUGUUCAGUAAAUUGUAGGAUUGCAGGACCUCCAGUUCCUCUCUGACAGAAAAGUGCAAAUGCAGUCUGUUGAGUCUGACCUUUGCAAGAGAUUAACAAGGAGCUCAAUGUCCAAAUGUUCUCUGGUCCUCAGAUUUAUCGUGUAGCUCUUUAUGUCAGAUUCCCAAAAAUAAAUAAUCUUCUAAAAAAUAUAUUUUUUACCUUCCCAGUGUGUAUUUGCUCAGGCGUUCAGAGGUAGUUUAUGAAUCUAUUGUGGAUGAUUGGUGAAUACAGUUGCAAUGCGAGACAGGGAAAGUGGAGAAAUAAUGGUUUGUUUGCUGCUUUGUGUUACCACGGUAUGCGUCAUUAAGUGAAGACAUGGAGCCUGUUAAACCACAACCUGAUUGACUGCUUCUCUCUCUCUCUCUCUCUCUUCUCUCUCUCUCUCUCUCUCUCUCUCUCUCUCUCUCUCUCUCUCUCUCUCUCUCUCUCUCUCUCUCUGGGAGAAUGUGUGUAAUAAACAGUGUGACUAUCAUCCAUGCAGUGAAUACAGAGAAGUGGAGGGUGUUGUGGGAAAUGAACAUUUUAGAUGUAAUAAUCAAUGUAUUAAUGUUGUUGAUGCUUAUGUGUAUCACUGUGUUUAAAUUGUAAAGAGGUCAGAUGAGAGUCAACUGAGAGGAAACAUUAAAAAGCCAUUGUUCUGAGGAAGGGCUAAGGUAAAUGCCCACCCUUGUCAUGAGGUCAGCAUUGUUUAACUGAUGGCAUAUAAGGCAAGACACUCUGAAAGUCCUUCAGAGAACAACCAUUUGGGUCUUCUCUCCAUGCUGCAUGAAGUAAAGAG